Messenger RNA from Drosophila subpulchrella, 3546 nucleotides. RefSeq names its product peritrophin-44. Gene Ontology annotation, cellular component: extracellular region. Gene Ontology annotation, molecular function: chitin binding. The transcript is spliced from 2 exons. The coding region runs from base 1397 to 2416 and encodes 339 amino acids. The record is from RefSeq and is a predicted model, not a curated record. Lineage: Eukaryota; Metazoa; Arthropoda; Insecta; Diptera; Drosophilidae.
GAUCGUUAAAACGCCUUUCAGUCGGGAUCUUCAGCCCAAAGGGUGCAGGAUCGCAGCCAGGAGCAUUAUUCCCCUUCGAAUCGAAGAACUGAGAUCGAUUGGUGCAUAGAUAUCAAGGAAACCCACUCAUUUCAACUCUAGCACCAUUCGAAAUCAGUGCUUUUGAUAAGAAACAAUCAGCAGAGUGCGUCAAUCGGAGUGAAUUUUUACGGUGCCUUUAGCGAACUUAAAUAAGAACGUUAAAAAAAAAUUAAUAUAAAGGAAAGAGUAGAUAUAAACUAACAAGUAAUGAGUGCCAAGUUGCAACCGCGUUGCUGAAGGAAGCCAAUAAAGUGCAGGCGUGUCUCUGACCGGGUCUUCAGUCGACGAUCAGAACAAGUAAACAACAAUUACUUUGUCAUCAAUGGAAAUAGAUUUCUUAUCGCAGCCGAGACGAAAAGUGUCGCAAGACUUUAUAGUUUACAUUGAGUUUUUAUUGAUUGUGAAAAAAGCCAUCUAAAAGUAUUUACUAUCAGUGGAAACAUUUUUGGUUUCUCUCGUCGAACAUUAUAAUUACCAGUUUUUAUAAAUAGAUCGGAUUACUGAAUGCUUUGCAAAAAAAAGAGAGAUUUAUCGUUGUUCAUAGAAAAAAGGAAGUAUAAGUUCGCUUACUCUAUACAUCAUUGCGUAUUGGGGUGAUUUUAAAUUAAUAGUAGGUAUCCUUAUCUGAAUGGAUACUUAUAAAUAAUUUACAACGUAACAAGGCAAAAUAUAUCUCUAUCCUUGUGUUGGGAAAUUGACUAUUGAUUUGUUCUUAUUGAUUAGCGUUUUCCAUUUAACAGCUAUUUUAUAACGAAUGUCACUGAACUAAGAUAAAACGUAAUCUUACUUUUUUAUUAAAGGAGUAUAACGAUUUCCCUUAAACCUUCAAAUAACAAUUUAUGUUGCUUAACGCGCUUAUCUCUUUAGGCCACAAAUAUACACAUUAUCUUAUAAAAGUAUGUGCCAAAAAACAAUUGUAGAAAACUUCAAAAUAAAAGAUAAAUUAAGAAAACAACCAAUUUAUUGGGUAUGUUAAAAAUAAUCAAAAAUAUUGGAACAAAAGUAUGCCUACAUUUAACACACUCAACAUUUUAGUUAUGUGAGAUUCUAUGGUCAAUGACUUCAAACUGUUUACUUAAGUCAGUUGAAAACUUAUGCCUGCCAGUGUAUGUUAUACAGUCACCACCAAAUUUUAUUGAAAAACCACUGAUCUCUGUUUAUGACACGAACCAAAUCUUAUCUUUUUUGGGUGUAGUAAAUAAAAAUGUCAUCCGAUUGGAAAAUCUGGAAUUUGUCGCUAUAAAAGGCCCAGCUGGCAAUUGCAAAAUGCUAGUUGAACCUAUUUAAGUCGAAGUGACGGUGUACUUGUUUCAAAAUGCGAGGACUUUCAAGUUCCUUGGUCCUGCAGGCCUUGCUGCUGGUCGUGAUGGUUCAUCAAAGCACCCAAACGCGGCUUUUAAGCGACACCGACGACAUCUGUAAACUUUUUAAGGAUGGAACCAAACUCCGAAAACCUGGAGCCUGCAACGAGUGGAUUGAGUGCAAAGACUCUAAGGUUUCGGAUAGCGGAAGUUGCUCGGGCGAUACGCCGUAUUUCAGUCUAUCCACAAACGGAUGCUACAAAAGUAUAAGCGACACCUACUGUACGGCACCUUCUUGCAAGGGAGUGUCAGAGGGUUAUAUCGGGGAUACCUUAAACUGCGCCAAUUGGUACUACUGUGAUUCAGGUGUGUUAAAAUUGAAUGGAAUCUGCCCCUACGAAAUGCACUUCGAUCAAGUCAACGGGCUGUGCGUCUAUCCAGAGAAUACUGUUUGUGCCGCCUCAUACGAAUUGUGCAAUAUUGUGCCCAAAGAUGUUCGCUUCCGCGACGAAAACAAUUGCAACAUGUACCACACCUGCGAAAGCUACAAAAUAAAGAAUUACACCUGCGAAACUGGCUCAUAUUUCAAUGUGGCCACGGGUGAAUGUGGCCCAAAAAAGGAUAUAGUCUGCGAUAACCAUCCUCUUCCAGAGGACGUAUGUGGCACCAAGAAACUGGCCAUGCGUAACAAGUUCGUCGCGGAUCAGGCCACCUGCCGCGGUUACUACUAUUGCCGUGACCUUGGCUCUGGAGUACCGGAUCCGGAUCCCAUUUAUCUGCAUUGCGACGAGAACACCUUCUUCAACCAGGAGCGGCAGGGGUGCAUGCCUCGCGAGAGCCAGAAGUGUAUCUACGAUCGGUGCGAUGGCCGCCAGGAUGGCUACGAAGUGGCCGAGGACGAGGGCUGCCACAACUACAUCAUAUGCGUCGACGGCCGGGAGACUACUCCUAUGAGCUGCGAAAGUGGAUACUUCAAUGCUGCCACCCAGAGUUGCACAGCAACUCAGAUAACUUAUGGAGCUUGUUCCGCUUAGUGCUAAAAAGAAUUAAAAAAGUUGCAAUUCAAAAUCAGGGUUUCAAUUCGACUUUCGGUAAAUUUUAUGAUUUUUAAUUCCCACAUUGGGGUCCAUUAUGAAAGCCAUUGGAAAUAUGGAAAAUUUGAACAUGAAAAUGGCUUAAAAAAUGAACCCUCGUUUAAAAGUAAUAUUUUAAAGUAGAAUAUUAGAAAAUUUAACCACAAAAUCAUAGAGGUAUCCCACGUCAAAAUCUGACUACAAUAACUUAUGUUAUGGAAUAUAGAAGUGGAGUUUUGGGGUCCUAUUCUGAAUGCCAUAGAGAAUCAUGUAUCGAACAUGUAAAUUUGACCAUCGUUUUUAAGAAAUAUUUGAUUACAGAAUAUUAGAAAAUUCAACCACAAAUUCAUAGAGGUAUCCCGCGUCUUAAUCGGGAUCCAAAUACUCAAGUUACGGAGUCUAAAAGGGCAGUUUUCGGGUUACGGUUCGCAAAGCCAUUUGAAAUUCCAAAAAAAAAGAACAUGAAAAUGGGUUAAAAAUUGGACCCUCGUUUAAAAGUAAUAUUUUAAUGUCGAAUAUUAGAGAAUUCAAUCACAAAUUCAUAGAGGUAUCACACGGCUAAAUCGGGAUCCUAUAACUCAAGUUAUGGAAUCUAGAAGUGCCGUUUUGGGUUCUUAUUCUGAAACCCAUUAAGAACUAAGAAAAUAUCGAACAUGAAAAUGGGUUAGAAACUUGACUAUCGCUUAUAAGAAAUAUAUGAAUGUAGAAUAUUAAAGAAUUCAACCACAAAUUCAUAGAGAUAUCCCACGUGACAUCGGACUACAAUAACUCAAGUUAUGGAAUCUAGAAGUUCAGGCUUGGGGUCCCAUUCUGAAGGCCGUUGGAAUUAGGAAAUAAUCAAAAAUCCAUCCAAUUACCCAAGUUAAAUCAAAUCAAAUCAUCAAGUCAUCGAAUAACCGAAACAUGAGAAAAACGUAGAAAGUGUAUAAGCCGUUAUCGUCACAAAAGUUGAUACCAAAAGGUGCGAUCGUCACAAUCUUUUACUUCCUUAAGAUAUGGUUUUGAUUGAUAUUGUAUAGUUUGCGUGGUCAUUUUUAUUCAUGCUGGUAUUUAUGAUUAAAGUUCAUAGUAAGGAACAAUUUUUAUGAAUA